CAAAAGUUUAAACCGUUAACAGACAUCAUGUUGUCAGAAUUAAGUGGACCUACUAAUGGUUUUGGACUUCGUUUCUUGGAACAAUUAAACAUCAGUGAUUCGAAUAGAAAUGUCGUUUUCUCUCCUUUAAGUGUCAUCUUAGCCUAUGGAAUGUUAUUGGAAGGAGCGACUGGUACAACUAGAGAACAGAUCAAAGAGGUUCUCCAAUUAUCUUCUGCAAUUUCUCAAGCCGCGAAAAAGCUCCUUUAUGAAUAUAAAUCGAUUGCCGAUGGUACGAGUGAUCGUAACUUCUCGUUGUUUUAUGGCAAUUUGUUGAUGGUCAAUAAAGAUUAUCCAUUAAAAGAAGCGUUUGUUCAAAGCUUAACGACCAAUUAUUUCGUUCAAGUGACAAAUGAAGAUUUUCAGAAUGGAAAGGCAAUUAUGAUCAAGCUAAACUCGUGGGUCUCCGAAAAGACAUGUGGAAAAAUCGAUAAAAUCUUAUCCAGAUCCCCGAAUCCAGAAAUGUUAUUAUUGGUCAUUAACACUCUUUAUUUCAAAGGAAAAUGGGCAAAACCAUUCAAUAAAAAGUACACAUUUGAUGAGACUUUCGCUAAUUCUGAUGGAUCAAAAAGUAAAAUUAAAAUGAUGUCCCUUCCUAAUACAUAUCGUAAAUAUCUUCACAAUCGCUCAGCCAAAUUCAAGAUUGUUGAGCUUCCAUACAACGGGGAUGUUAGUAUGAUCUUCAUUUUACCAACCAAAUCCAAUACUCUGUCCAAUUUGAUCUCUACUUUACAUCCUACGGAAUUAGAAAAUCUUCUGAAUUCUAUGUGUCUGACAUUUCUCAAGUUGGUUAAUAUUCCUAAAUUUAAGCUUCAAGAUUUUCACGAUUUAGAUAAGAUUCUUUCACGAAUGGGAAUGGAACUGCCAUUUACUGAACAAGCAGAAUUUAAAAAUAUCACUGAAGAAUCUGAUUUAUUGUUUGUAUCCGAAUCCCUUCAAACUGCUCUCAUCGAAGUAGAUGAAGAGGGAACUGUCGCUGUAGCGAACACUCGUAUUAAGAUGACGGGUGGAGCUGGUCCAAAGUUUUAUGAAGAUUUCAUUCUCGACCGACCUUUCAUUUUCAUGAUUCGUGACAAUUUAACUAGAGUCAAUCUCUUUGUCGGUCAAAUGAACAAUAUGCGCGAUCUAAAUUAUAAAAUAGUGAUUAAUGACGGUACAACUGAGAUCAACAAGAUCAGACAAGAUGCCUUGAGAAGUGAAUUGAAACACUUGAUGAUGAAAGAAAAGUUGGAACAAGAGAAAUUAUCACAAUCGAUUGAUGAGAUUCGAGAUUUGUUAAGAAACAUCAUGUUGUCGAAAUUAAGUGGACCAACUAAUGGUUUUGGACUUCGUUUCUUGGAAAAAUUACACACCAGUGAUUCGAAUAGAAAUGUCGUUUUCUCUCCUUUAAGUGUCAUCUUAGCCUAUGGAAUGUUAUUGGAAGGAGCGACUGGUAGAACCAGAGAACAGAUCAAAGAGGUUCUCCAAUUAUCUUCUAUUGGUGAUCAAAAUUCUGAAAUUUCUCAAGCCGCGAAAAAGCUUCUCGAUGAAUACAAAUCAAUUUCAAAGAGUUAUGCUGACCGUCUCUUCUCAUUGAUUUUAGGCAAUUUGCUGUUAGUCAACAAAGAUUAUUCUUUAAAAGAAGCGUUUGUCAAAAGCUUAUCGAGAAAUUAUUUCGCUAAAGCGACAAAUGAAGAUUUUCAAAAAGGAGUCGAAGUCAUGAAUAAGGUGAACUUGUGGGUCGACAUAAAGACCUUUGGAAAAAUCGAUAAAAUCUUAUUCGAACCCCUGGAUCCAGACAUUUUAUGCAUUAUUAUAAACACCGUGUAUUUCAAAGGGAAAUGGCGCAAACCGUUUGAAAGAAGUGAAACAUUCGAUGCAGCUUUUACUAAUUCUGAUGGAACUAAAAGCAAAAUUGAAAUGAUGUCCCUUGUCGGUAUAAAAUUUAAAUAUCUGCACAAUUCUAUAGCCAAAUUUAAGGUUAUUGAGCUUCGGUAUAUUGGAAAGAUCAGUAUGAUCUUCAUUCUACCCACUGAAUCCAACACUUUGUCCAAUUUAAUUCCUACUUUGAACCCAACGGAAUUAGAAAAUCUUUUGAAUUCUAUGAGCCGAACGAAGCUUCGUGCUGUUAAGAUUCCGAAAUUUAAACUUGAAGAUACCCACAAGUUACAUGAGAUUCUCCCUCGAAUGGGAAUGGACUUGCCUUUCAGUGGACGAGCAGAAUUUCAAAAUAUCACUGAAGAGUCUAAUUUAUUAUUCGUAUCCGAAUCAAUUCAAAAGGCUUUUAUCGAAGUCAAUGAAGAGGGAACUGUCGCUGCAGCGGUGACACACAUUGACAGCAGAUUGUGUGAAUCGAGAACUUCUCGAGCGAAAGAAGAUUUCAUUCUCGAUCGACCUUUUAUAUUCAUGAUUCGCGACAAACGAACAGGAAUUAACCUCUUUAUCGGUCAGAUGAAUAAAAUGCCUGAUCUUAAUUAA
This is a messenger RNA of Panonychus citri (citrus red mite), 2496 nucleotides long. RefSeq lists its product as uncharacterized. Lineage: Eukaryota; Metazoa; Arthropoda; Arachnida; Trombidiformes; Tetranychidae. The transcript is spliced from 7 exons. The coding region runs from base 28 to 2496 and encodes 822 amino acids. The record is from RefSeq and is a predicted model, not a curated record. Gene Ontology annotation, molecular function: serine-type endopeptidase inhibitor activity.